AUGUCAAACGAUACCCAACAAGAUAACAACAACUCUUCAGAAGUUAAUAAUAAUGUCGAAAAUAAUGUUCAAGAAAAUACAGAAGAAGAAACACCAAAAGUAUAUGAGAUAACCGCUACUGAUCACAUAAAUAAAAAUAUGUUGGAAAUGUUCAAACAAAGACUUGAAUCUGGUCAAUUCCAAUUUACAAAUCAAAAUGAUAACGAUGAUAGCGAUGAUGAAUUUAAGGAUUAA
Dictyostelium purpureum is the source of this 234-nucleotide messenger RNA. RefSeq lists its product as uncharacterized. The coding region runs from base 1 to 234 and encodes 77 amino acids. NCBI's taxonomy places the organism in Eukaryota, Evosea, Eumycetozoa, Dictyosteliales, Dictyosteliaceae. The transcript has 2 exons. The record is from RefSeq and is a predicted model, not a curated record.